Durusdinium trenchii is the source of this 858-nucleotide messenger RNA. NCBI's taxonomy places the organism in Eukaryota, Dinophyceae, Suessiales, Symbiodiniaceae. The record is from the annotation of a GenBank genome assembly.
AUGAUUUCGAGUCCUGCCACAGUUUCCGUUCGUUGGCCUUUGUCACCUGUUGGUCCUAGUCGAAACGCUCGCCUACUCUUUGAUGCUAGGAGAUCUCACUUCCCUGCCCCACGCCUGUCGCAUUUACGAGGAAGGCGACCUGGAAUCGGCCUCGGCGCCGAUGGCACAGAUAGCACCGAUCGUGAAGGACGAUGGCGUCGUUUAUCUCUAGGAGAAAGGCUCUUGCAGCCUAUACAGCUUUGUUUAGCCAUUUGGUUGCUCCUGCUCCUUCCAGCUGGCCUUGCAUCCUCUCACCUUUGUGGUGGAUGGGCCUUGGGUUUGAUGCCAUUUGAAUAUCUGGCAUUUUUUUUAGUCGGGACUGUUCCCCGUGCCUGGCGAUUUGGAACCUACGCGCGCCCUGCUAAAGGCAAACCUGGUACAAGGCGUCAGGACUUUGUGUUGUUUCUGCUAGCCAUUUUCAUGGCGCACAACAUUGCAGCAGCCACGUUUGUUUGGCAUCGAAAGGUGUUGUGCUCCUGGUGGCAGCUUCCAAGAUUCGCCGCGAUCGUAUUGAAUGGCAGCGCAGCGUGGCACUUGGGGAGGAAUUACGAUCGUGUGGCAGUGUCCUCACAGCUUGUAACCACCGGGCCAUACCGCUUAGUCCGACAUCCGAUUUACACGUCCUACCUCCUUCUUUUCAUCAGUGGCCUCCUGGAUCUGCAGUCUUUGGUUGGAUGUGGUCUUUUGAUUGCAGCGGCUGCGUCCUUCUAUUCACGGCGGAUUGCUGCAGAAGAAGAGCUCCUGGAAGACGUGUUCAAAGAGAAGUGGCGAUCAUUUGCUGCUUCGACGCCAUGGAAAUUGGUACCUUUCAUCUACUAG